Messenger RNA from Neomonachus schauinslandi (Hawaiian monk seal), 375 nucleotides. It is a transcript of the gene PSCA, whose product is annotated as prostate stem cell antigen. Bases 1 to 375 code for a protein of 124 amino acids. The record is from RefSeq and is a predicted model, not a curated record. Lineage: Eukaryota; Metazoa; Chordata; Mammalia; Carnivora; Phocidae. The transcript has 3 exons.
AUGAAGGCUGUCCUCCUCACCCUGCUGGCCAUUGGUUUGGCCCUGCGGCCAGGCACUGCCCUGCGGUGCUUCUCCUGCAAGGCCCGGGCGAGCAACCACGAUUGCCAGCAUGUGCGGAACUGCACUGACUCCGAGACCUACUGCCGGACCGAGCACAUCCGUGCUGUUGGCAACAUGACGGUCAUUAGCAAGGGCUGCAGCUCACACUGUGUGGAGGACUCGCAGAGCUACUCCGUGGGCAAGAAGAACAUCACGUGUUGCUCCACUGACCUGUGCAACGCCAACGGGGCCCACGCCCUGCAGCCAGCUGCUGUCACCCUUGCACUGCUCACCGCUUCCGGUGGCCUGCUGCUCUGGGGCCCCAGCAGGCUGUAG